Messenger RNA from Dipodomys ordii (Ord's kangaroo rat), 4710 nucleotides. It is a transcript of the gene Lamc3, whose product is annotated as laminin, gamma 3. Bases 1 to 4218 code for a protein of 1405 amino acids. Lineage: Eukaryota; Metazoa; Chordata; Mammalia; Rodentia; Heteromyidae. The transcript has 27 exons. The record is from RefSeq and is a predicted model, not a curated record.
AUGGAUGACCCAGGAGGUGAAUGCUGGGAGCAGCAGGCUGCCCCUCCCCGACUCCAGAGAAGUCCUUUCUAUCUGGGGACCCUGGCAGCUGGCUCCGUUCUGCAACUUUGGGGGCUUGAGGUCAAGUGGGGACUCAGCUAUUCCUUCUCUCUCUCUCUCUCUCUCUCUCUAGGGAAGGCCUACGAGAUCACCUACGUGAGGCUCAAGUUCCACACCAGCCGCCCCGAGAGCUUCGCCAUCUACAAGCGCAGCCGCGCGGGCGGCCCCUGGGAGCCCUACCAGUACUACAGCGCCUCCUGCCAGAGGACCUACGGCCGGCCCGAGGGCCAGCGCCUGCGGCCCGGCCAGGACGAGCGUGUGGCCUUCUGCACCUCCGAGUUUAGCGACAUCUCCCCGCUCAGCGGCGGCAACGUGGCCUUCUCCACCCUGGAGGGCCGGCCCAGUGCCUACAACUUCGAGGAGAGCCCCGGGCUGCAGGACUGGGUCACCAGCACGGAGCUCCUCAUCUCCCUAGACCGGCUCAACACGUUUGGGGAUGACAUAUUCAAGGACCCCAAGGUUCUCCAGUCCUACUACUAUGCAGUGUCUGACUUCUCCGUGGGCGGCAGCUGCCGGGACCAGACCACCCUCAGACCACAGCUGGUAGGAAGUCCGUGCCCCAAGCUGGAGGCCACAGGGGCCACUCUGGACGGGGAUGGCGGCCAAGGAGGGCCAGGCUGUGCCACGCAUGCCGUGUCACCGCCACAUUCCUGCCCCACUCCACCCAUUGCUUCAUCCUGCAGGCCCUGCAUGUGCAGCGCGGCGGGCAGCCUGGGCACCUGCGACCCCCGCAGCGGACACUGUCCCUGCAAGGACAACGUGGAAGGCAACUUGUGCGACAGAUGCCGCCCGGGCACCUUCAACCUCCAGCCCUACAACCCCACCGGCUGCACCCCCUGCUUCUGCUUUGGCCACUCUACCGUGUGUGCUGUGGCCCCCGGCUUCCAGACCCAGCCCGUCAUCUCAGACUUCCGCCAGGGAGCGGACGGCUGGCGGGCCACGGGCAGCGGGGGUUCGGAGCGGUCCCCACGAUGGAGUCCCAGUGGGGUGCUCUUGGGCCCCGGAGACGAGGAGCUCAGGGCACCAGAGCGGUUCCUGGGGGACCAGCGGCUCAGCUACGGGCAGCCGCUCACACUGACCCUCCGCGUCCCCCCCGGGGCACCCCCACCCCCCGUGCGGCUGAAGCUGGGAGGAGCCGGCCUGGCCCUGGCCCUGAAACCCUCCAGCUCCUCUGGACCCCCGGGGGCCGGACAGCCGGGGCUGCUGCAGCUCCACUUCCUCCUGCAGGAGACGUCUGAGGACGCCGGCCCCCCACUGCCUGCCUUCCACUUCCAGAGGCUGCUCACCAACCUGACCGUCCUGGGCAUCCGGGCCAGCGGCCAAGGCACGAGCACUUCCGGCCAAGUGUUCCUGACGGAAGUCCAGCUCCCAUCUGUGCAGCCCGGGCCCGGGCCUGCUCCGCCGGCCGCCUGGGUAGAGGCUUGCUCCUGUCCCCGGGGCUACACGGGCCAGUUCUGCGAGUCCUGUGCUCCGGGAUACAAAAGGGAGACGCCCCAGGGGGGGCCCUACACCCGCUGUGUCCCCUGCACCUGUAACCAGCAUGGCACCUGCAACCCCAACACAGGGGUCUGCCUGUGCGGCCGCCACACCGAGGGCCCCUCCUGCGAGCGCUGCGCGCCGGGCUUCCACGGCAACGCCUUCACCGGCCGAGCGGACGCCUGCCAGCCCUGCCCAUGCCCCGGACGGUCGGCCUGCACCACCGUCCCAGACAGCGGGGAGGUGGUGUGCACCCACUGCCCCCCGGGCCAGAGAGGGCGGCGCUGCGAGCAGUGUGAGGAUGGGUUUUUUGGAGACCCUCUGGGAGGCCGUGGGGCCCCCCAGCCCUGCCGCCCGUGCCCAUGCAGCGGGAACGUGGACCCCAACGCCGUGGGCAACUGUGACCCCCAGUCCGGCCGCUGCCUGCGCUGCCUGCACAACACCACGGGCCCCCGCUGCGAGCGCUGUCGGGAAGGCUUCUACGGGAGCGCCCUGGCCCUGCGGCCAGCCGACAAAUGCACCCCCUGCAGCUGCCAUCCAGGGGGCUCCGCCAGCGAGCUGAGACCCUGCCACCCGGUGACCGGUCAGUGCACCUGCCUGUCUCAUGUGACCGGAAGGGACUGUGGUCACUGCCGCCCUGGUUUUUACGACCUCCAGCCGGGGAGAGGCUGCCAAAGCUGCAAGUGUCACCCACUGGGCUCCCAGGAGAAUCGGUGUCACCCUGAAACGGGCCAGUGCCCCUGCCGCCCGGGGGUCACCGGCCAGGCCUGCGACAGGUGCCAGCUGGGCUUCUUCAGCUUUUCUGCCAAGGGCUGCCGGGCUUGCAGGUGCUCCCCGCUGGGCGCCGCCUCCGCCCAGUGCCACGAGAACAGCACGUGCGUGUGCAGGCCCGGCUUCGCGGGCUACAAGUGUGACCGCUGCCAAAGCAACUUCUUCCUCACGGCAGACGGCAGCCACUGCCAGGAGUGCCCGGCCUGCUACGCCCUGGUGGAGGAGGGGGUGGCCAAGCUGAAGGCCAGGCUGGCGCUGGUGGAGGAAUGGCUGCAGGGGUCUGACUGCAGCAGUCCCUGGGAGCCCCUAGACAUUCUUCAGGAGGAGACCCCGCGGGGGGACGCCUACCAGCGCCACCUGCUGCCAGGGGCCCGGGAAGCCUUUCUGCUCCAGAUGACCGGCCUGGGGCGAGCUGUGAGGGCCGCAGGGGAGCAGCUGCGGGCGCUGGACACGAGCGCCCGCUGCGACGGGAAGACCUGCAGCCAGCUGGCCGACCUCAGGGUGGCGCUGGCGGCCUCCGAGGAGGAGAUCCUGCAGGCGGCCUCCGUGCUCACCUACCUGGUGAGGCUCCCGGAAGGACCUGGCCACCCCACCAACUGGAGCCACCUGGCCACAGAGGCACGGGCCUUCGCCAGGAGCCACAGGGACACCGCGGCCCAGGUGGAGGCCGCCGCGCAGCGCGCCCUGCUGGCCUCCAACACCAGCGCCCUGCUGCUCUGGAGCCUGGUGGACGAUCGCGAGGCCCUGGAGGCCCGGCGGGAGCUGGAGGACAGGUACCAGGAGGUCCAGGCGGCCCAGCACGCACUGGACACGGCUGUGGCGGAGGUGCUGCCCGAAGCUAAGCGGGUGCUAGCCACAGUACAGCAUCUCACAGUUGAUACGGCUCCACGCCUGGCCUUGCUGGCUGCCCCCGGGGUGCCGCCUCAGAAGUCACCAGCCAGAGACCUGGGGUUGAAAGUUCGGGCCCUGGAGCAGACUGUGGCAUGGAGAGAGCGAGCAGCCACCAAGCGGGUAGAAGCCUUGCAGGCCUCGGCCCGCACGGCCCUGCAGGAGACGGAGCCGCUCACACGGCUGCGCCAGGAGGCCACAGCGGCCCUGACCCGCGCGUCCGCAGCCGUCCAUGCCGCCACAGUGACCGUCACCGGAGCCAGGACCCUGCUGGCUGACCUGGAAGGAAUGAAGCCGCGGUUCCCACAGCCUCGGGACCGGGCCACGCUGCAGAGGAAAGCAAGUGUAGUCCGGGGCAGGCUCCUCGCAGACACGAAAAAGAAGACCAAGCAGGCAGAGAGGAUGCUGGGAAAUGCGGCAUCUCUCUCCUCCAGCGCCAGGAAGAAGAGCAGAGAAGCAGAGCUGCUGGCGAAGGACAACGCCAAGCUUUCCAAGGCCGUGCUGAGGGCAGGGAAGCGAGGGCAGCGCCGGGCGGGUGGGCUGGCCAGCCAGGCGCAGGCCACCCUCCAGCAGGCUUCUUGGCUGGCGAGAAUCUCCGGAGCUCGUCGACGGGAGCUGGAGGCAGCUGAGCAGGUGAGUGCAGGGCUGAGCUCUCUGGAGCAGCACAUCCGGGCAUCGCACAUCUCCCUGGAGAAGGACAUCAAGGCCUUGUCCGAGCUGCUAGCCAGGCUGGGGUCACUGGACACAGACCAAGCCCCUUCCCAGGCCUUGAACGAGACCCAGCGGGCACUUGACAGCCUGAGGCUGCAGCUGGGCUCCCAAGGGGCCCUGCACAGGAGGCUGCAGCAGCUGGAGCAGGAGUCUGAGCAGCAAAAGCAGCAGAUCCAGGACUUUGAGAACGACCUGACUGAGAUCCGGGCUGACAAACAGAACUUGGAGGCCAUUCUGCACAGCCUGCCUGAGCCCUGUUCCAGCUGGCAGUGAGGACCCCAGGCCCCUUGCGUAUGCUCCUCCCCCAGGAUCUGAGUGUGCAGCAGACUGACUUACUGAAGCCACUUUCUGCCCUGGCCCCAGGCCCCUUCCAUCUGGUGACCUGCUUGAAGAAGCCAGGCCCUCGGGGGUCUAGAGGGGCCUGAGAGAGGCCACCAGGAGCAACCUUAUGCCCCCUGCUGACCCAGCCAGCCUGGGAUGGACACUUCCUGAACUGGUCCUGUUGCCUCACCUGCCACCAAGGGCGGCCCCCGGGGCUGUGCAAGCCUGGCCGCCCUUCCCAUCUAACCUUGCCCAGGGAAUGCUCCUGGGGCCAGGCCCGUGGUGGGGCCCUCUUCCAGGAUUCCCCCUGCAUUUCCUCCCCGUGCUCUUCUCCCCUUUCCUGGGGCCUCUUCUAGCAGGCCAGGACCUUGGCCUGGGUUGACAGGGCCUUUCUGGGCCCAGUUCCUCCCCUGAGUCCAGGGAGGGACAGGCGAUGAAGAGGAA